Messenger RNA from Carcharodon carcharias (great white shark), 3696 nucleotides. It is a transcript of the gene rbp3, whose product is annotated as retinol binding protein 3. Gene Ontology annotation, molecular function: serine-type peptidase activity. Lineage: Eukaryota; Metazoa; Chordata; Chondrichthyes; Lamniformes; Lamnidae. The coding region runs from base 1 to 3696 and encodes 1231 amino acids. The record is from RefSeq and is a predicted model, not a curated record. Gene Ontology annotation, biological process: proteolysis. The transcript has 5 exons.
AUGGCUGGGGGCUCAUGCUUUUGGCUGACGGUUCUCUUAUUCAGCUCCGCCCCGGCUGCUCAGAUGUUCCAGUUCACCCUCAUGUUGGACAUGGCCGAAGUCCUGCUGGACAAUUACUGCUUCCCGGAAAACUUGGUCGGGAUGAAAGAAGCCAUCAGGCAGGCCAACCAGAGCGAGGAGAUCCUGCACGUGGCCGACCCCCAGACCCUGGCCGCGGUGUUGACCGCCGGGGUUCAGGGGGCUCUGAAUGACCCUCGGCUGCUGGUCUCAUACGAGCCAGGGGGGUCUCCCACUGAGACGGUGGAUGUUCCUCUCCCAAGCCCCGAGAUGCUGAUGGACCUGGUCCAGCACUCCAUCAAAUUCGAAAUCUUGCAGAACAACGUGGGUUACUUAAGAAUUGACCACAUCUUCGAGGAGGGGGUGGUCAAAGUGGUUGGCCCGGCUCUAGUGGACAAAAUUUGGAAGUACAUAGUUGGCACGGACGCUUUGAUCCUCGACCUGCGGUACAGUGACAGUGGCAAGGUCUCUGGGAUCCCCUUUGUCAUCUCCUACUUCUGCGACGCUGACCACAAAAUUCACAUCGACUCCAUUUACCACCGCCCGUCCAAUUCCACCCAGGAGGUCUGGACCCUGCCCAGGCUGCUGGGCGAGAGGUACGGCAAGGGCAAAGACGUGCUGGUCCUCAUCAGCAGGAACACCCGGGGGGUGGCGGAAGACGUGGCCUACAUCCUGAAGCACCUGGACCGGGGGCUUUUAGUGGGGGAGCGGACGGCGGGAGGCUCGCUCAACAUCCAGAAGUUCCGCAUUGGCUCCAGCGGUUUCUUCAUCACGGUGCCCCUCUCGAGGUCCAUCAGCCCCAUCACUGGACAGAGCUGGGAGGUGAACGGCGUCUUCCCAGCGGUGCUGGUCAAGGCGGACCAGGCACUGGAGAAAGCCACCUCCAUCCUGGCCGUGAGGAAGGCGGUGCCCGGUGUGAUCCGGAGGGUCACCGAGCUGCUGGGGACCUACUACUCCUUCGUGGACCACGUCCCCGCCUUGGCCCGCCAGGUCUCCAAAGUCGCCUACUCGGCCGUGGUUUCGGAGCAGGACCUGGCGGCGAAGCUGAACUAUGAGCUCCAGGCCGUCUGCGAGGACCCGCGGCUGACCAUCAGGGUCCGGUCGGAGCCCCACGUCACCCCCGCCCACGGCCCCGCCGAACCGCCGGGCGACCCGGGUUCCCUCCAGCACCGGUACCGGGUGGCGAUCCUGCCGGGCAACAUCGGCUACUUCCGAUUCGACCGCUUCCCCGACGACUCAGCCCUGCCGGGGCUGACCCCUUCCCUGGCCGGCCAGGUGUGGGAGCCCAUAAAGGGCACCGACCACUUGAUCAUCGACCUCCGCUUCAACACGGGCGGGAGCUCGGCCGCCGUCUCGCUGCUGCUCUCCCACUUCCAGGAGCAGGCGCCGGAGGUCCUCUUCUUCACGGUCUACAACAGGCUGACCAACGCCAGCACCGAGUUCUCCACCCUCCCCGACCCCGGGGGGGUCUCGUACGGCUCCCAGAGGGGCAUCUACGUACUGACCAGCCACCGCACCGCCACCGCCGCCGAGGAGUUCGCCUACUUGAUGCAGUCCCUCAGCAGGGCCACGGUGGUCGGGGAGAUCACGUCGGGCACCCUCCUCCACUCCAGGUCCUUCCCCAUCGACAGCACCAACCUGCUUCUCACCAUCCCCUUCAUCAACUUCUUAGACAACAAUGGAGAGUACUGGCUGGGCGGCGGGGUGGUCCCCGAUGCCAUAGUGUUGGCCGAGGAGGCGCUGGAGAAGGCGAAGGACAUUAUAGUCUUCCAUGCUGAAGUCUUCAAGCUGGUGGAGGACACGGGGAGUCUUUUAAAGGUCCACUACGCCAUCCCAGAGGUGGCUACCAGCGUCAGCGCGGUGCUCAGCACCAAGUGGCUGGAAGGCUCCUAUCGCUCGGCCGUGGACUACGAGUCCCUGGCCUCCCAGUUGACCUCAGACCUGAAGGAGAUCUCAGGCGACCACCGACUUCACGUUUUCUACAGCGACGCCGAACCCGAUGUGCCGGAGGACCAGCCGGUGAAAAUCCCUUCGCCCGAGGAGCUCAGCUACAUCAUUCACGCCCUCUUCAAAGUGGAGGUGCUGCCGCGCAACGUGGGCUACCUGCGCUUCGACAUGAUGACCGACGCUGAGAUCAUCAAGGUCAUUGGCCCGCAGCUGCUGGAGCAAGUGUGGAACAAGCUGGUCAACACCGACACCUUAAUUAUUGACAUGAGGUACAACAUCGGUGGCUAUUCGACUGCCAUUCCCAUCUUGUGCUCUUAUUUCUUCGGCUCGGAGCCUGUCCGCCACCUGUACACAGUGUUUGACCGCUCCACUCUGUCAAGGUCGGACAUAUGGACAAUGCCCCGGGUACUGGGUCAGAGGUAUGCCUCUCAUAAGGACAUCUACAUCCUAACCAGUCAUAUUACGGGUUCUGCGGCAGAGGCGUUCACAAGGGCGAUGAGGGAACUGAACAGGGCAACAGUGGUCGGGGAGCCGACCAUAGGAGGGGCCUUGUCCGUGGGCACUUACAGGAUAGCAAACAGCAACCUCUACGUGUCCAUUCCGAACCAGGUUGUCUUCAGCGCGGUCACUGGGAAGGUAUGGAGUGUUUCCGGAGCCGAGCCGGACGUCACGGUUCAAGCCAACGAAGCCCUGGAUGUUGCACUUGGCAUCAUCGAGCUACGAGCCAAAGUGCCGUGGAUUGUCCGAACAGCCGGGAAGCUGGUCGCCGAUAACUACGCUUUCGCCGAAACCGGUGCGGGGGUGGCCGGGCAGAUCGCCGAGCUGGUCAACCAGGGGAAGUACAGCAUCAUUAACUCUGAGGUUGAGCUGGCUCAGGAAUUGUCAGAGGACCUGCAGAAACUGUCGGGCGAUAAACAUCUCAAAGUAGCGCACAUCCCCGAAAACUCAAAGGAUCACAUACCCGGUGUGGUUCCGAUGCCGAUUCCACCCCCUGAGAUGUUUGAGGACCUAAUCAAAUUUUCUUUCCAAACGAAAGUGUUUGAGAAUGCCAUCGGCUACCUCCGAUUUGACAUGUUUGGUGACCUUGAACUCAUUACCCAAGUUUCAGAUCUAAUGGUGCAACAUGUCUGGAAUAAAAUUGCAAACACCACUGCGCUGAUUGUGGAUCUUAGGUACAACAUUGGGGGGCCUACCUCUUCCAUCCCAGCCCUCUGUUCUUAUUUCUUUGACGACGGGAACCCGGUGCUCCUAGAUACUAUUUACAGCAGAUCUACUGACACGACCUCGGAACUAUGGACCAUUCCACGGGUAGCAGGAGAGCGAUAUGGCUCGAAAAGAGAAUUAAUUCUCCUCACGAGCAACUUCACUUCGGGGGCAGCGGAAGAAUUCGUCUUCGUCAUGAAGAGACUGGGGAGGGCCCUGGUUGUCGGCGAGCUGACGAGUGGAGGCUGUCACCCUCCGCAAACCUAUCAUGUGGACGACACCAGCCUGUACCUGACCAUCCCGACCGUCAGGUCUUCCAGCCCGGAGGGAGUCUCCUGGGAGGGGACAGGAGUCGCACCCCACCUCGAGGUACCUGCUGGAACAGCGCUCGAGAAGGCGAAGGAAAUUUUGAGAAGUCACUUAAGAAUCGAACGUGGGCCAGGUAUGGAUUCUCAUAUUUCAGUUCCUGGUCACAGUCCACGCACCUGA